ACAAGAGAGAUUUGAUCAUGACAUCUGUCAGUGACUCCACAACUCACAGAUCCAAGAAGAAACUACCUAACAUCCCUCCUCAGGAAUUAGCACUGCAUGGAAAUGGAGGAUCAUUGGAAGGUGUUGGGAAACCUCAUGAUUUGCCACCUGAAGUGCAGGCGCAAUUUAUCAGACAUGUGCACAAAAGAUCGCGUUCAUUGACAGGGCUGGAUACAAUUGAGUUUGAAAAAAAGUUGCUGGCUGAAGCUGAAAAGGAAAAUGUAGAACCAAAACCUUUACUUGAGCAAAGUUUAGCAACACCAAAACAGGAGCAGUUGAUUGGAAACCAAGAUGAGAGGACAACAUUUGCACAUUCUUUGCCAUCAACUCCAGGUAUGAUUGCAAAAUGAUGAGGUUAUUUUUUUUCCUGUUUCAUUGGGAUAAUAAGGAAUGCUAUUCUAUGUGUAAAGAAUGAGCUUUGAACUGACUAAUGUGAAGGUGACUUUGAGUUUUGUUACUCCCCUUGGAUGUGAUGCUAGUCCAUCAAAGUUUUACCUAGGUCUUUUAUCAGGCCUCCCUGGCAGUUAUCUGUGGCUUGUUUAUACUCCUGGAUGGAGAGAGGCACUCAGUUAGUAAAGAGACUUGCCCAAGAAUGGAACACCUGACCUUGUCAGUUCUUAAACAUGUGUCUUUCAAUGCUGAAUUCAGCACAUUAACUGUCAGGCCACUGCCUCCUACAAACAGCUAGAUAAAAACUGCUAAAAGUGACCAGGGCGCCUCACAAGAAUGUCCACAUCCGUAGUGUGAAAAACUCAUCUAAGGGAUUUAAAACAAUCAAUAAACUAUUUCAUGUUGUUUAAAUACUGACUAUUUCUUUGGAUGCAUAAGUUGUGAUUUACAUUUUCCUUUGGUGUAAGAUUUUUAACCAGUUUAAGUUGUGUAAGUUUUUGUUUGUCUUAGAGUACAUUUAUAGUGUUGAGACCAGAAAAAUUGAACCAGCUUGACAUAAAGACACUUUUGAUCACAAGGUUGACCUACCAGGAAAUGUUAGUUUUAGACAUUCAGAACUUGUUCAAUACACUUUUUUGACAUCUUUCUGCAUUUUAGUAAGUAUUCUUACUUGGUAGAUGACAAUUCAAACAAUAACGUGUAUACUUUUUGUUUUAUUAAAUAAUAUUGCUUGUUUUGCAGGGUAG
Molecule: messenger RNA, 1175 nt
Organism: Pocillopora meandrina
Lineage: Eukaryota; Metazoa; Cnidaria; Anthozoa; Scleractinia; Pocilloporidae
Source: the annotation of a GenBank genome assembly